Molecule: messenger RNA, 822 nt
Organism: Adineta steineri
Lineage: Eukaryota; Metazoa; Rotifera; Eurotatoria; Adinetida; Adinetidae
Source: the annotation of a GenBank genome assembly
AUGUUCAGAACUUCUCAAAAAUAUUUCUGGAUAAAUAAUAGUUGUGGUGAUUGUUUUCAUGCAUAUGAAAACAUCAUCACAUCUUUAAUUCAAUCUAAUCGAUCAAUUCUACUAACAACAUAUCGAUAUAAAACAGCAAAUAUAAAUGCACGAAAUUAUUAUGAAUUACUUGGUAUUGAACGUACAGCAACACAAAAAGAAAUAAAACAAGCAUUUUUUAAAUUAUCAAAAGAAUAUCAUCCCGAUUCAAAUUCAGCUGAUAAAUCACUUCAUAAUAAAUUUGUUAAAAUCAAUGAAGCUUUUAGUAUACUUAGUAAACAAUCUACACGUACUACGUAUGAUCAAUCUCUUAGUUCAAUAUCUCGUUCUUCAUAUCAACCAUAUGCUCGUCCACCAUCAGCAGAUUGGUCAAAUGUAGAUUUUGGUAGUCGAAACACAUAUGAACGUCGAUAUAAUACAAAUAAAACAAAUUGGAAUGCAUCACAUCGUGAUGAAUCAUUUUAUGAAGCGUUUCGUCGAAAAAUGGAAUCUGAUAGACAACGUUCAAAUGAUUAUUCAUAUUAUUACUCGCCAUCACAAAGUUAUCAUCAGAAUUAUUUUGCUCCCAUAUCUAUUAUUUUAAUUGUUGUUGGAUUUGGUAUGUUCAUUCAUGCACUUCAAUAUCGUAUUAUGCAACAUUCUAAUUCACAAUAUGCUAUUGAUCCAAGAACUCGUCAUUAUCGUGCAUAUCGUGAAUGGCAACGAUUAAGUGCACUCAAAGAUGUUGAACGUGCGCCAGUAUCACGAGAAUCUUCUUCUUCAUCAAUUCAAGAAGAAGAAUAA